This is a messenger RNA of Salvia splendens (bonfire salvia), 1736 nucleotides long. RefSeq names its product mitochondrial substrate carrier family protein ucpB. NCBI's taxonomy places the organism in Eukaryota, Viridiplantae, Streptophyta, Magnoliopsida, Lamiales, Lamiaceae. The record is from RefSeq and is a predicted model, not a curated record. The coding region runs from base 398 to 1315 and encodes 305 amino acids. The transcript has 11 exons.
AAUUACCAUUCAUUUUUAUUGGUUAAUUAAUUAUAAAAUUAAAUAUCUCCUGAAAACAAAAAAAAAAGACAAAAGAAACCCAUCAUCAACAGCAAGUUGCAACUUUGCCUUUCCUCAUCUUCUUCAAAAUAACGCUUCAGCUUUCAAUCAUUUCGUCUGAGGAUAUAGAGUCGAUCAGAGGGAGAAUCUCUCGAAAUUGCCUAUGAAGAACUCAUCGUCCUCCUCCGCUGGAUCAAUGAAAGCAAAAUGGGGAGUGUCCUCAUCCGAUGUUUUUUAUCAUUUCAGCACGAGUGGAAUGUCUGUUGCUACUGCAACCGGAAUUACCCAUCCUUUAGCUUUCAAUCAUUUCGUCUGAGGAAAUAGAGUCGGUCAGAGGGAGAAUCUCUCGAAAUUGCCUAUGAAGAACUCAUCGUCCUCCUCCGCUGGAUCAAUGAAAGCAAAAUGGGGAGUGUCCUCAUCCGAUGUUUUUUAUCAUUUCAGCACGAGUGGAAUGUCUGUUGCUACUGCAACCGGAAUUACCCAUCCUUUAGAUGUUCUGAAGGUCAGGCUGCAAAUGCAGCUAGUUGGCCAAAGAGGCCCGUUGACUGGCAUGGGAAAACUUUCUAUGCAAGUAGUCAAAAGUGAAGGACUCAGGGCCUUGUAUUUGGGAUUGACACCUGCAUUAAUGAGGUCAGUUCUUUAUGGGGGUCUCCGUUUAGGCUUAUACGAACCUUCAAAAUAUGUGUGUGAAUUGGCUUUUGAGUCCCGCAAUGUCUUGAUGAAGAUUGCAUCUGGAGCAUUCUCUGGCGCUGUUGCAACAGCACUUACCAAUCCUGUGGAAGUGCUGAAGGUGCGGUUGCAGAUGAGAAGAACAAGCACCCUUGGGCCGAUCCAAGAACUGCAAAAAAUUGCUUCAGAAGAGGGCAUUGCAGCCCUAUGGAAGGGGGUCGGCCCUGCAAUGACCAGAGCUGCUGCAUUGACUGCAUCACAGCUGGCAACAUAUGAUGAAUCCAAGCAGAUGUUGAUGAACUGGACUUCUCUUCAGGAAGGAUUUUAUCUGCAUCUUAUUGCGAGUACUAUAGCUGGAACUGUGAGUACCAUUAUGACUGCGCCGGUUGAUAUGGUUAAAACAAGACUUAUGCUGCAACAACAAUCUCAAAGAGUUGGAAGCUACAAAAAUGGCUUCCACUGUGCCUAUCAGGUUCUGCAAACAGAAGGUCCUCGUGGUCUUUACAAAGGGGGGUUCGCGAUGUUUGCAAGAUUGGGUCCACAAACAACUAUUACCUUCAUUGUCUGUGAGCAGCUGCGUGGACUUGCAGGACUCGAGGCACUCUGACUCGCUUAUAGUUAUACACAUGAUUCAAGAACUGAAGAUGGAUUUACAUUUUGGACGCUUUGUCCGAUUUUUUUCGAGUGGAAGUUACAAGUCUGAUUGAUUACUCACAGGUACACAAGUCACCUGCGAAUGGAUUUGGUGAAUUGUUUUAUAAAAUGCGACAUAGAUUUUUCCUUGAUUGGUGCCACUUGUAGUUAGGGGUCAAGUGCUAUCUCAUCGUGGGAUAAUAUAGGAAAUGUGGGAUUUAAAUAAUUGGGGGUUUCGAGUUGAAUGCUUUUUAAAGUUUGUGUAGUUGGCAAUGUUGGAAAUAGAUCAUUUCCCUGUUGCGAUAGAGUUUGCUAUAUGAAUCUUGAAUUCUUUACAACAAUUGAACAUGUAAAUUUGUUGAACAGUUUUGUGAUUGCUUCAUCUGUUUUUUAAA